AUGGUAGUCACAAAAGAAGAUUCAGUUGGUCUCAAUAAAAAUAAUAAUCAUUACUCCAAUAAUAAUAAUAACAGUAAUAACAAUCCUAAUGCAGAUAAUUUAAUAAAUUCAAACUCAUCAUCUUCAACAGCAGCAUCAUUUACUUCAUCAAAAUCAAUUGAAGAAUUUAUUGGUGAUAUUACAAAUUAUACAACAACAGUUAAAACAAAAUCAAUUAAUUUAAAUGAUGGCGAUAAUGAUGAUAAAAAAUUAAGUGAUUCCGAUGAUUUAGAUUAUAAUCAUCAUUUUGAUGAAGAAGAUGAUGAAAAAAAUAGAUUGGAAUUGAUCAGGACAAUAACUCAAUUUUCUCAAAAAGAUGGAAUUAGUAGAUUAGAUUCAAUAUCCAAAGAAAUUUCACGUCUGAUAACUAAUAAAGAAGGGGAUUUUCAAUUAAAAUUAGAUGAAUUUAAUCUUAUGAGAAUUUUAUCAAAUUUUGUUUAUUUUGCUAAAAAACAAGGUAUAAAACUAAGAAGUAGUGGUGUUACUUUUAAAGAUCUUUGUGUUUAUGGUACUGAUGAAUCAUUUGCAAUUGUUCCAACAGCUUUAGAUUUAUUAAAAGGUCCUAUUGGUAUUAUACAAAAUAUUAUUGCUUCAGCUAGAUCUCAAGAUAAAAGAAUUUUAAAUAAUUUAAAUGGUAUUGCAAAACCAGGUGAAAUGGUUUUAGUAUUGGGUAGACCAGGUGCUGGUUGUACAACUUUUUUAAAAUCUUUAACUGGUACUGAUUUUGAUUUAUAUAAAGGUAUAGAAGGUGAUAUAAGAUAUGAUGGAUUACCACAAAAGGAAAUGAUAAACAAAUUUAAAAAUGAUUUAGUUUAUAAUCCUGAAUUAGAUGUUCAUUUUCCUCAUUUAACAGUUGAUGAAACUAUUACAUUUGCAGUUGCUUGUAAAACUCCUGAUGUUAGAAUUAAUGGAGUUUCAAGAGAUGAAUUUGUUAAUGCUAAAAAGGAAAUUUUAGCAACUGUUUUAGGUUUAAGACAUACUUACCAUACAAAAGUUGGUAAUGAUUUUGUUAGAGGUGUUUCUGGUGGUGAAAGAAAAAGAGUUUCAAUUGCUGAAGCAUUAGCUUGUAAUGGAUCUAUUUAUGGUUGGGAUAAUAGUACAAGGGGUUUAGAUGCUGCUUCUGCAUUAGAAUUUGCAAGAGCUAUUCGUACUUCAACUAAGAUUUUAAAAACUACAGCAUUUAUUUCAAUUUAUCAAGCUGGUGAAAAUGUAUAUGAAUGUUUUGAUAAAGUUACGGUUUUAUAUUUAGGUAGACAAAUUUAUUUUGGACCAAUUCAUCAAGCUAAAAAAUAUUUUGAAGAUAUGGGAUGGCAGUGUCCUCCAAGACAAACAACUGCUGAAUUUUUAACUGCUUUAACUGAUCCAAUUGGUAGAACACCUAAACCAGGUUGGGAAAAUAAAGUACCAAGAACUGCAGAAGAAUUUGAACAAAGAUGGCAAAAUUCAAAAGAAUAUCAAUUAUUACUUGAAGAAAUUGAUGAUUAUAAUGAUUCAAUAAAUGAAGAUGAAAAAAGAAAAUUAUACUAUAACUCAGUUGAACAAGAAAAAAUGAAAUAUACUAGAAAGAAUUCACCAUUUACUAUUUCAUAUUUACAACAAUUAAAAUUAUGUACUAUUAGAAGUUAUCAAAAAAUUUGGAAUGAUAAAGCUUAUACUGUUACACUUAUGGCUGCGGCUGUUUCUCAAUCAUUAAUUGCUGGAUCUUUAUAUUAUAAUACUCCGGAAACAGUAUCUGGAGCAUUUUCAAGAGGUGGUGUUAUUUUUUUCGCUGUUUUAUUCAUGUCAUUGAUGGGUUUAGCUCAAAUUUCUGCAUCAUUUGCAAGUCGUCCAAUUCUUCAAAAACAAAAAAAUUAUACAAUGUAUCAUCCAUCAGCUGAUUGUUUAUCAGAAUUUGUUUUAUCUAUUCCAAUUAGUAUUUUAAUUAAUACUUGUUUCGUUAUAAUUAUAUAUUUCUUAUCUAAUCUUGCAAGAGAAGCUGGUAAAUUUUUUAUAUGUUAUUUAUUUGUUAUAUUGUUACAUUUAACUAUGGGAUGUAUGUUUCAAGCUGUUGCUGCUAUAAACAAAACUAUUGCUGGUGCUAAUGCAAUUGGAGGUGUUUUAAUGUUGGCUUCAUUAACUUAUUCUUCAUUUUUAAUUCAACGUCCAUCAAUGCAUCCUUGGUUUAAAUGGAUUUCAUAUAUUAAUCCUGUUUUAUAUGCUUUCGAAGCUAUUAUUGCAUCUGAAUUUCAUGGUAGACAUAUGGAAUGUGAUGGUCAAUAUUUAACUCCAUCUGGUCCUGGUUAUCAAAAUUUAUCAAAUGGUGAACAAGUUUGUGCAUUUACUGGUUCAAGACCUGGUCAAGAUUGGGUUUUAGGUGAUGAAUAUUUAGUACUUUCAUUUACAUAUAAAUUUGAUCAUGUUUGGAGAAAUUUAGGUAUCUUGAUUGGAUUUUUAGCAUUUUUUUUAGCAAUUGCAUGUUUAGGAGUUGAAUAUAUUAAACCAAUGUCUGGAGGUGGUGAUAAAUUAUUAUUUUUAAGAGGUAAAGUCCCACAUAAAAUUGCUUUGACUGAAGAAGUAAGAGACAAUCAAGAUAUGGAAGCAGGACCUGCAAUCGAUCAAUUAGAUGAUCGUGAACCUAAAUUACAAACUGAUGAUGAUGAAUUAAGAGUUAAAGAUGUCUUUGUUUGGAGAGAUGUAGAUUAUGUUAUACCAUAUGAUGGAAAAGAAAGAAAAUUAUUAGAUAGUGUUAGUGGAUAUUGUAUUCCAGGUACUUUAACUGCAUUAAUGGGAGAAUCAGGUGCUGGUAAAACUACAUUAUUAAAUACUUUGGCUCAAAGAAUUGAUUUUGGUACAAUUACAGGGGAUAUGUUAGUAAAUGGUAAACCAUUAGAUUUAUCUUUUAGUCGUAGAACAGGUUAUGUUCAACAACAAGAUAUUCAUGUUUCUGAAGUAACAGUUAGAGAAUCAUUACAAUUUGCAGCAAGAUUAAGAAGAUCAAAAGAUGUAAGUGAUCAAGAAAAGUUAGAUUAUGUUGAAAAAAUUAUUGACAUAUUAGAUAUGAAAAUGUAUGCUGAUUCAAUUGUUGGUAGAUCAGGUAAUGGAUUGAAUGUUGAACAACGUAAAAAAUUAUCAAUUGGAGUUGAAUUAGUUGCUAAACCUUCCUUGCUAUUAUUUUUGGAUGAACCAACUUCCGGUCUUGAUUCUUCUAGUUCUUGGGCUAUUGUUAAAUUAUUAAGAGAUUUAGCAAAUGUUGGUCAGUCCAUAUUAUGUACUAUUCAUCAACCAUCAGCUACUUUAUUUGAACAAUUUGAUAGAUUAUUACUUUUAAGAAAAGGUGGACAAACUGUUUAUUUUGGUGAUAUUGGUGAAAGAUCUAAAACUAUAUUAAGCUAUUUUGAAAAAAAUGGUGCAAGACAUUGUGAAGAUGAUGAAAAUCCAGCUGAAUAUAUUUUGGAAGCUAUUGGAGCUGGUGCAACUGCUGGUGAAGUUGCAAAUUGGUUUGAAAUUUGGUCAAAUUCUCCUGAAAAAAUUGAAACUGAUAAUAAAAGAGAUCAAUUAAUUGAAGAAUUAAAAAAUAAACCAUCUGAUUUAUCUGAAAAGGAAGAAAAAGAUUUAAGUAAUAAAUAUGCUACUCCUUAUUGGUAUCAAUUUCGUUAUGUUUGUGAAAGAAAUGCAUUAACUUUUUUCAGAGAUCCAGAAUAUAUAAUGGCAAAAUUAUUUUUAAUGACUAUUAGUGGAUUAUUUAUUGGUUUUACAUUUUUUGGAUUAAAACAUACUAUAACAGGUGCAAGAAAUGGAUCAUUUUGUGCAUUUAUGGCAGUUGUUGUUUCAGCUCCUGUUAUAAAUCAAAUUCAAGAAAAAGCAAUAAAUGGUAGAGAUUUAUAUGAAGUUAGAGAAAAAUUAUCAAAUACUUAUCAUUGGUCAUUAAUGAUUCUUGCUCAAAUAUUAAAUGAAAUGCCUUAUUUAGUAAUUGGUGCAACUUUUAUGUUUGUUUCAUUAUAUUUCCCAACUCAAGUUGAUAUUAGAGCUUCUCAUUCUGGUAUGUUUUAUUUUACUCAAGGUAUAUUUUUACAAGGAUUUGCUGUUAGUUUUGGUUUAAUGGUUUUAUAUAUAGCACCAGAUUUACCAAGUGCAGCAGUUUUAGUAUCAUUUUUGUAUACUUUUGUUGUUGCUUUUUCAGGUAUAGUUCAACCAGUUAAUUUAAUGCCUGGUUUCUGGACAUUUAUGUAUAAAUUAUCACCAUAUACUUAUUUUAUUCAAAAUUUAAAUUCUUCAUUUUUAGAAGGUAGAUCAAUAAGAUGUGAUGAAAAAGAAUUAUCAUUUUUUAAUCCACCAAAUGGUGAAACUUGUGGUCAAUUUGCUUCAGAUUAUAUUAAAAGAGUUGGUGGAUAUAUAACUAAUCCUGAUUCAACUUCAAAUUGUGGUUAUUGUCAAUAUAGUAAUGCUAAUGAAUAUUUAUUAACUGUUGGAGCUAAAUUUUCAUUAAGAUGGAGAAAUGUUGGGUUCUUUUUUGUUUAUAUAUUUUUUAAUAUUUUCAUUUGUAUGGCACUUUAUUAUUUGUUAAGGUAUAGUAGGUUUACUACAAAAGUAUAUGAAAAAUUUAGUUUAUUGAUACCUAAAAAGAAAAAAUAA
This is a messenger RNA of Lodderomyces jiufengensis, 4650 nucleotides long. RefSeq names its product ATP-binding cassette transporter (gene SNQ2). Lineage: Eukaryota; Fungi; Ascomycota; Pichiomycetes; Serinales; Debaryomycetaceae. The record is from RefSeq and is a predicted model, not a curated record. Gene Ontology annotation, molecular function: ATP hydrolysis activity; ABC-type transporter activity; ATP binding. Gene Ontology annotation, cellular component: membrane. Gene Ontology annotation, biological process: transmembrane transport. Bases 1 to 4650 code for a protein of 1549 amino acids. The transcript has 2 exons.